ACUGAACGUGAAGAAAGCAAUAGGUUACGUCGGGAACAGGACAAGGCAUAUGAAGAAUCCUUGGCACGAGACCGUGAGAAAGUUGCAACUCGGGAGGCAGAGGCACGUGCCCGCGCGGAGGCCGAAAAGAUGGCCCGUGUAGAGGAGGAACGUGCCUCUCGCGUAGAUCGCGCUUGCCGCUUGCGCCACUUGCGUUGGCGAGCACACUUUAGUCGGGAAAACUCUUCGUCGUUACCUCCUACCAACUCGAUAGGCUCAGAUUCUUCUUCAAUAGUACAGCUGCGCAUAAAGUUGCCAAAUACUACCGUAUCCAGGAAUUUUUCCAUCCACCAUUCAAUCAAGGCAGACUCGCUUAACACCAAAAUCUUCAUUCCAUUUCAGAUACUUCACUACUUUGUGCUAUCACAGGAGGGUUCUCCUCGCCACUUCGAGAUCCAGACUAAUUUUCCAAAAAGGAUAUUAGAUUGUAAGCCUCCGGAGGAGUCAGAUAUCGAAGAUUAUGCGAGCAGCCGCAUCUCAGCUUUAUCUGAGACCCCAGAAAGCGUAGAUGCAGUCAGCGCAGAAGGCGAACAAUACGGCCUCUCCGAAACGGACAUCGCCAAAUUGGGAUUGAUGGCAAGAAGAUCAGAAUCAGGUUUUAUCGAUUGGAAACCAUGCACUGGGGAUCCAUCUUCCUUUGCUGAAGUCGGACUCACCUCUCGCCAAAUGGUCUACGUUAUCGACAAAGACGCCUGA
Molecule: messenger RNA, 735 nt
Organism: Protopolystoma xenopodis
Lineage: Eukaryota; Metazoa; Platyhelminthes; Monogenea; Polystomatidea; Polystomatidae
Source: the annotation of a GenBank genome assembly